Molecule: messenger RNA, 3148 nt
Organism: Mercenaria mercenaria
Lineage: Eukaryota; Metazoa; Mollusca; Bivalvia; Venerida; Veneridae
Exons: 2
Coding region: 184-1911 (575 amino acids)
Biological process (GO): positive regulation of DNA-templated transcription
Cellular component (GO): nucleoplasm; chromatin
Molecular function (GO): zinc ion binding; ubiquitin-protein transferase activity
Source: RefSeq, a predicted model, not a curated record
UAACAUUACAGUAUGGACAUAUAACCGUAAUAAUCACAUAAUAUAACAUGCUGUCGUUUGAAUUAUCGUACGGGAGUUGUAUAAUAAAACAACUACAUGUAAAUAAACAUUAAACGAGGGCUUAAACGCUAUUGAUUAACCGAUAAAUCAAGCAGACCGAAUCGUUAAUAUAGCUUUAUCUCCAUGUCAUUCAAAAGGGAAGUGAUAUCCAGUUUUAAAAUGGCGUCCGGUGGGAGUGAAUAUACGUCGGAUGAGAUUUUCAAUUUUAAAUGUUCGCCUUGUCUAGCUAGCAAUCGGAAUAGAGAAGCUGUGAAAUAUUGUGUGGAAUGUCAGGGAUAUUGUUGUCAGUCCUGUGCUGACAUAAUUCAUAUUAUGCCUGCUUUAAAAGGUCACACACUUUUGGAUAACUCAAAUUAUAAAUCAUCAAGUCUCAAUGUAGGAUUACCAGCAGUACCGACGGAGAGAUGUAGCACACAUGAGACAAAGAUCGUGGACAUGUACUGUGGUAACCAUGAUGAGGUUGGAUGUACAACUUGCAUGGCUUUAAACCACAGGUCUUGUGCUGAUGUGCAAUCCAUUCCAGAUAUUGUCGAUAGUAAAUUUCAUACGACAGAUGUUGAGAAAAUACACCAAAAAUUGCAAGAUUUGAAAAUUAUGAUGGAGAAAGUUAUGAAAACUAGACAAAGACUGAUGAACGACUUAAAGAAGUCUAAGACGGAAGCAGUAAUGGCGAUAAAGGACUUUCGAAAAGACAUGGAAACAAUUCUUGAACAACUAGAAAAAGAAUCGAUUAAAGAAUUGGAAAUGAAGUUCGUUGAAGAAGACUUGAAAUUGCUGGAAGAGAAGAAGAAAGCAGAAAUUGAAUUAGAUGGUCUGAAACAAGCAGUGAACGACUUGAAGAAAUCAGAAGGAAACAAAGCCCAACAUUUUGUCUCCCUGAAAAUGUCAUUGAAAAGUAUUGCUAAAACGGAAGACGCAUCUCGUUUAUUGCAAACAAGUGUUAAAGUAAAUAUAGCCUUUAGCUUUGAUCCUGCUAUACUGGGAUUUCUGCAACAGUUGAAAACUUUUGGAUCGGUCCGACAUGAUUCUGCCACUGCUUUAAGAUCGCCAAGGACAAGCGUCUAUUCUGCUAAAAGUAUCGGGGAUUUAAACAUCAGAGUCCAGAAUGACAACAAAAUAUGUUGUGUGUAUGGGUCUUGUCUAACAGAAGAUGGUUCACUACUGUUAGCUGAUUAUAGCAAUAAUAAGAUUAAACGUGCAGAUAUUGAAAAAUUGUCGAUUACAGAUUAUUGCUGUGUUCCUGGUGCACCUUUGGGCGUUUGUUGUACAAGUAAAUUUGAAACUGCGGUCUGUCUGAGCAGUAACAUAAUUCAGUUUGUUUCCCUUGGCAAUCAAAUGACAACCACUCGUCAGAUAAGAAUGAACCAUUAUUGUUUUGGCAUUGGCUAUAAAGACGAUAAACUAUACAUAACUGACACUGGAAAAUCGAUAUAUGUAUACGAUAUGACAGGCAACAAGCUGAUGAUGUUUACUCAAAACAAAUCCGGGCAAAGUCUGUUCUCAAACAAUCGAAAUGUUGCUGUCAGUGAUGUUGAUGAUAAAUUGUUUGUUGCCAGCGGGGAUAAAGGUCUAGUUAUUACUGAUGAACAAGGAAACCACUGUCAGACAUUUACUGAUUCAGAGUUAAACAUAGCGUCUGGAGUUUGUACAGAUCGUAGAGGAAAUCUGUUUGUGUCCGGGUGUAACUCAAAUAACGUGAUACAGAUAGGGAGAGAAGGGAAGAAAAUGGGCGUGGUCGCAAAAUCAUCAGAUGGACUUGUCGGGCCAGAAUCAGUUUGUUUUGACACAAGACAAUGCAAAUUAUUUAUAACACAACAAAACGAUACUGUCAAAGUCAUCUCUUUGCAUUAAAGGGUAUUUAUCUGACGAUGUUUUGCAUGUACAAGCAUGUAAUACUUUUCUUUCUUGUUUUUCAUUUUUGCACAAUUUGCAUGUAAUCAAGGAACGCUUUUAACCACAAUAUUUUACGUAUUCAGUUUUGCUUAAUUCUUGACAUAUAUUUAAAAUGGACAUUUAAAAAACGCUGUUCAAAGCAGUGCGAUAGUGAAAUUACUUCUCAACAACUUAACUGUUAAUAGAAUAUAAGACGUGUUUUAUUGCUUUCAGCUUUUAUCCGGCACAGCAUACUACUAGCGUGUUAUAGUGGGGAGGGAAUUCCAUAAAAACGUAAAUGGUGUUACAAGGCAUGAAACUUUCAGGAAAUGGUAACUAGACCAUAGGAACUUCAAAAGUUACGUGGGCCCUCAAUUAUCUCUGCUCGUUCAAGAUGGCCGCCAUUUUCAAAAUGGCCGCCUAAAAUUAGUCUACAAGGACACAUAUGAUUGAAAUAAAGCUACCAAGGCAACCAUUAUUGCACUUAUAAUUGCCUUAUAUGGAUUUAAAUUCUUUGAGAACUCUCAACAGUAAAUAUCUGAAUUAUUUCCGGUAAUGUAAACAAGAUGGUGGCUAUUUUCAAAAUAGCCACAAGUUCUAUAACUAGAAAUAUACAUAUGGAUAAUGAACAGUUGUCAAAAUGUUCAUAAUAAUCUAGCAUUGAUUGAAAUAUACAAUACAUAAUUUAAUCAAUUUGGUGUUAAUAAUAAUUCUUGUAAUGAUGACGGCAGUUUUCAAAAUGGCCGACCUAACGAAGUCGGAAUCAUAAGUAAAACCUUCAGUAAUCUGAUUAUUAAAGUUACAUUUCACAUAAAUUUAUUGGUAAUAUCAAUAUCAUAAGCAGUUUACACAGUUGUAUUAUAUGUAUAAGGCGCUCAGUGCUUCCGAAACAGAGAGAGAGAGAGAGAGAGAGAGAGAGAGAGAGAGAGAGAGAGAGAGAGAGAGAGAGAGACAUCCAAUGGGUUUCCUCUAUAUGUAUUUUGUCUACCUACCGGUUUCAUAUCAUAAUCAUCAGGGCAGACAUAAUAUAAAAAAUGUGUAGUUGCUACGCAACGUCACAUGUGUACGCAUGUGUAAGCAACGUUAUAUUAUGGCGUCAUCAAUAUUUGUUCAGUUUUGGUUUGAAAAUAUGUAUUAUUUUAUUUGAUGUUAUAUUAUUUAGGGGUGCAAUAUAUUUUAGAUAUCUAGUAUACCUGAAUAAAAGAUAUAUGAUUUG